CACCCCCAGGCACGCGCCAGAUGCGCUGUCGCGUCGAGACGCAGCACAGCGCCCGCGCGGGGAAGAACGAGACCAAGUUCCGAAGCAAGGCCGAAGCAAGGAAGUUGGCUGGGGAAUAGGCCUCGCUCGGCUCUAAUUUGGAUCUACUGCGCAGUUCCCGCCGUGCUCUCCGCAGCCGCCCACAGUCUCGCCCCGGGAGGAGGCGGAGAAGAGGCGGAGGAACGGCGAGCUCUCCGCGCCCGCCCCUCUCCGCCGCUGGCUUCUGGGCGCCGGAAGGAGCCGGGCCGGACGCCAUGGGCGAGCGCCGCGGCUGCUUCCCUGGGUCGUGCGGGCCAGCUGGGCCGGGAGGCAGCGAGCAAUUGUCCUCAGAUGAAAAUAGCUUAAAAUCGAAUGAGGAACCUCUCUUAAGAAAAAACCCCCAUCGAUUUGUCAUCUUCCCAAUCCAGUACCCUGAUAUAUGGAAAAUGUACAAGCAGGCUCAGGCUUCCUUCUGGACAGCAGAAGAGGUUGACUUGUCAAAGGAUCUUCCUCACUGGGACAACCUAAAACCAGAAGAGAAAUACUUUAUUUCACAUAUCCUGGCUUUUUUUGCUGCCAGUGAUGGAAUUGUAAAUGAAAACUUGGUAGAACGUUUUAGCCAAGAAGUACAGAUCCCAGAAGCUCGCUGUUUCUAUGGCUUCCAGAUAGCAAUAGAAAAUGUUCACUCCGAGAUGUAUAGUUUGCUAAUAGACACUUACAUCAAAGAUCCCGAGAAAAGGGACUUUUUAUUUAAUGCUAUUGAAACAAUGCCGUGUGUCAGGAAGAAAGCAGACUGGGCACUCAGGUGGAUAACAGACAGGGAGGCCACUUUUGGUGAAAGAGUGGUUGCGUUUGCUGCUGUCGAAGGAAUCUUCUUUUCUGGUGCUUUUGCAGCAAUAUUUUGGCUCAAGAAGAGAGGGUUAAUGCCAGGCCUUACUUUCUCCAAUGAACUUAUUAGCAGAGAUGAAGGGCUUCACUGUGACUUUGCUUGCCUGAUUUUUCAGUAUUUAGUGAAUAAACCUUUGGAGGGAAGGGUGAAAGAGAUAAUUGUCAAUGCAGUCGAAAUUGAAAAGGAGUUCUUGACAGAGGCUUUGCCUGUCAGAUUGAUUGGAAUGAAUUGCACUCUGAUGAAACAAUACAUUGAAUUUGUGGCUGAUAGGUUACUCCUGGAACUGGGUUUCCCUAAGGUCUUUCAAGCAGAAAACCCUUUUGACUUCAUGGAGAACAUUUCACUGGAAGGAAAAACCAAUUUCUUUGAGAGGAGGGUUUCAGAGUAUCAACGUUUUGCAGUUAUGGCUAAAGCAAAUAAUAAGGUAUUUACUUUAGAUGCUGACUUCUGAUGCUGCCUUCUUGGAAGACUGACAAAGCCAACCUACACAUUCACCAUCAAUUACUACAAGAAGCUUCUGCUUCUUGUAAUCCAAGUAGGGUAUUCUAGGAAUAUCUUAACUAUUGAUGGUUGAUAGAAAAGUUUCUAUAAAUAUAUUACAAGUUGUGUGCAUACCGUCUUAACAACAAUUUGUUCUGUAAAAUCAUGCAACUUUUAUAAAACUAUAUUGUGACGUAGAACAAAGUUCGGCUGCUGAUCAUUUUGUUAAAAUCCAAUCCCAUUAUUAGAGUGGAAAGGUUUUAUGAUGAGGAGAAUGAUUACACUAUAAGGUUUCUUCCUAGCUUAGUUCUUGAAUUGAACUGAGUUGAAGGACAUAUUCCUUUGUACUUAAAGGGAUGUUCCAGCAUAAGACUUGGUUAAAGCUUGGAUGGGAGGCCACCAGAGAAGCUUAAGACUGUAAACUAGAUUUGGAAAACAUCCUAGGCAGUGGCAAACUACUUCUGUAUUGUUUCAAAGACAGCGACGUAGACACAACCAUGUAAUCAGCAGGUAUCGAAGUUGACUUGAGAGAGACUUUUUUUUUACGUAAGAACAAUCUGUGCUUGGGAUAAUGAAUAAGAUGACACUAGCACUUUAUACCAUCAUUCAUUUUGGUUAGUCAAAAUAGCACAACAUCUGACAUAAAAUGUUUUGGAGGGAUUUUUCAUUUGGCCUGAAUACUUUUGGCUAUAAACGUGACUGCAGCAACUCACAUAGCAUAGAACUGAUUCCUUUAUGUAAAGGUUUGGCUUAUUCAGCAUGAUGAACCAAUAUAGCUUGUUUUUGUUAUGCAAAUGUAGCUGUUUUGAUUUAGUCAGCAAAUCAUUCCUUGAUGUAAUGUGUGAACGGUAUCUGUGUUUAUAUGACACACUGAUUCAAAAACUAUCCAGGGCAUUUUAAGUUAGUGUAUUGCACAAACCCAGACCUUACCAUUAGUUUUUGGUUUAGUGUGUCAUAUGAACCUAGAAAACUGGGGUAAUUUAAUAAUUCAUGCAUAAUGAUGUCAUAUGAACUUAGCUACAAUGUAUAUAGUAGGAUAAAGUUUAAGCUUCUGUUCCUUAUUUAGCAUGUAAGCAAUGAAAAACAGAUGAAUUGGAAAACCCAAUUUGGUCGAGCUUGGUGUAUGGACAUCCAGUAAAUGGGGUGGGUGGGAGGCAGAGAUAAUGUAAUGGGGCUCAGGAUAUCAUUGUGUCUUCUACUGGAGGUUUAUACCUAGUAACCUCCAGAUAUCUUGGACUUCAGUUCCCUUAAUCCUCAGGUUAUAGAUUGUUAUUCAUAACUGUUCCAGUCCAAAUGGAAUCACAAUUUGAGGGUGAAACAUAUCACAAGGAUGAAAUAAAUCACACCCUAAUAUUGUUAGGAAUUGAUGGGUUUUGACACAUUGUGCUAAGCUAUUAUAAGGUGUGUUUGUGAUGUUUGAUCACAGUUAAUUGUGGGUUACUGAAUAGUGUAUUAUUUGAACCUACUGUAGCUUUGAAUCUGAAAUAGCUGCAAUAUUCCUUUUCCAAAAACUGGAAUAUGAAAAAAAAAAUGUUAGAAAGUCAGUUACCACUAAACUCAGCAAGUUUUACAUUAAGGUAAAUAUGUCUACGAUUGUACUGUCAGUGUGACUCCUUAAACACUACAUGUUAAAGAUUUGAAGUUUAUAAAGCUUUCUCUUUCUUGGUAUGUGCAAAUGUAUUUGGUCUUGAAUGCUGUCUACAUUGAAGUGAAGGAAACAGGCCUUUUGAACCAAGACAGGGAAGUACAUGAUGAGAUAUUUUGUUCGGUGUAUUUUAAAGUUUUUUCAAAGAUAGCUUCUUUCAUGCAUAAGACUCUGAUUUAGUUGUUUUAUUAAUGAAUUUGCCCAGUUGCCUUAUAAAACUUACAUUAAGCCUUGUAAAAUCUUUUCAGUUGUUGAGUUUAUUAUUUAUUUUUUUCACCAGUAAAAUGUCAUAAAUAUGAACUAGAAUGGAUAACGUAAAGAAUGCUUCUUAGUUUGUUACUCAUACUUUUUAGAAAAAUACAAGAUUAUUUAAAUAAAAAUU
Messenger RNA from Python bivittatus (Burmese python), 3414 nucleotides. RefSeq names its product ribonucleotide reductase regulatory TP53 inducible subunit M2B (gene RRM2B). Gene Ontology annotation, cellular component: cytosol. Lineage: Eukaryota; Metazoa; Chordata; Lepidosauria; Squamata; Pythonidae. The record is from RefSeq and is a predicted model, not a curated record. Gene Ontology annotation, biological process: deoxyribonucleotide biosynthetic process. Gene Ontology annotation, molecular function: ribonucleoside-diphosphate reductase activity, thioredoxin disulfide as acceptor.